Molecule: messenger RNA, 2526 nt
Organism: Plasmodium fragile
Lineage: Eukaryota; Apicomplexa; Aconoidasida; Haemosporida; Plasmodiidae
Exons: 6
Coding region: 1-2526 (841 amino acids)
Molecular function (GO): microtubule binding
Source: RefSeq, a predicted model, not a curated record
AUGCGCGAAGAGGAUAGACAUGCGGAAAUGCUCAAACAUUACGUUAGGGAAGGAAAAAACACAAAUUGGCACAAAAGUGAAAGAGCUAGAAACAACCCUUACUGCGUCAACUAUGACAUUUUGCUGAAAAAUUAUAAAGAGGAACAAUAUAUAGACCUUAACCUGGAAGUUAAUUACAACUUGGAGGAAUUAUUAGCUUACAAGGACAAUAUAAAAAAAUGUUUUCAUGAGCAUAAUAGAGGGAAUAAAAAUAAUGUGCAGAGGAAUAGGAGGAGUUACCAUUACGACGAUGGAGGUGGCUUUAGUUGCGCAUCGGGUGACAUUUCCCCCUUUUGUUAUGACUCAGGGGGUACGAAGAAAGUUGCACGUGAUAAAUCUGACAGAGUGGAAAAACAAUUAUAUGGACAUGGAGAGUAUACCGAUGAGAGUCAUACAUCCGACUCCAGCAACAGCUAUUGCUCAGACGUAACGGACAGUUCUUCAAAGUAUGAAAAAACGAAUGGCAUGAAUUUUUCCCAACGCAUUACCUAUGAGAGUAUCAUUUUGGAGGACAAGGUAAAUUUGUUUGACACUGUGUUAGCCGCAGACGGGGUGAACAAAAAUAGAAAAGGGGGGAAAAAUAAUGCUAUGUGUCCUUCAUGGGCUGCCAAAUUUGAGGACAACACAAAUAUAGACGACUCCUACGUCAGGACUGAGCUAAGUUAUGAAAACAGGGAGUGUGGACGGGAGGGGGGUCCAUCCCCUUUCCAUGCGAGGGAAAACUCCAAAGGGGUGUUCCCUUCGAUAGACCUGGAUGGACACCCAUUGAGCAAUAUAAAAUUUCACAAAAAAUAUACCCAUCCAACUAGCCAAAAAGUAGAAGAAGAAAUCCUGAAAAAAUAUGAAAAAAUAAUAAAAAUUAUGAAGUACUUAAGAAGAAUAAAAAAUAAGUACCCUCAAAUCGAAGCAACCAUUUCGAUACUAUCCAAUCAUAUUAAAAAUGUCACAUUCAAUUGUGAGAAAAUGUUUGAUUCGAGACAAGAGAUGAAUGAUUUCUUGAAAAAAAUUUACAUUUACCAGAUUUACCUCCUUAAAAAAGUCGUUUUUAAAAACCCGAGGGAUAGAACAAGUGGCGUUUCCUUCAAGGAUUAUUCGGAAGUCCCCGAAGGCAUCAACAGAGAUGCCCACUUCAUGAUCCAGCACUUGAGAGAAAACAGACCUGUAAAAUCUGCAAGCGGGGUUCCACACGAAAAUGUUCAUGAUGAAAGAUGGGCUAAUUUUAGUAGCGUGAGAAAACAUGAAGGAAGGACACCUAAUCCAUUAAGCAAAGACACACAAAGAAUGAGCGGUAUAAAGAAGGAAAAGAAAAGAGACACGAGCUUUACUGAAGACACAGAAGAAAGUGACGUGUGCAAAAAGGGAAAGGGAAAAAAUAAGAGUAAAUAUAAAAGUAGAGAAUCAUUUAGGGGACAAGAAAAAACAACACAGGACGAUGAUCCUUUGGGGAGUGAAACAAACUCGACACAUUGUUUCACCAAUCUGUAUGGAGAUGAUGCAGAGAAGACGUCCGCCUACUACGCUAACCUUAGGCAUACAUAUAGGGAAGCCCUAAAAAACCAUAUACACACAAGUGGGGAAAUUUUUCAAAGAGGAAAAAAUAAAAAACAAAGUAGAAUAAAAAAGGAACACAUCCUACAUGAAGAUUCGCUGAACCAUAAAAAUGCCUAUCGCAAGAGUAAAAAUUUAACCAUGUCGGAUGAUGCAGAUGUACUGCCUGAACAAGAACACGUAAGGGAAGAGAUAAACAAACAACCACAAGGCUGGGGGAAUAAACGGGAUGUCCCUUUUAACACACAUUUGGUAGAAUAUGAGUCGAAAAAAGAAGACUCGGGGCAACCUUAUAAGUGUAUUCCCAAAGAUAACGCAAACAAUAGGGAAUACAGGGGGAGAAGCACUUUAAGUGACGCCUUAAAAAAUGAUUACUUAAACGUUGUAGAUGUGCAGAAGUGCGGGCCCAAAUGUGGGGACCCAUAUGGGCCAUCCCUAAACGCGCUUAAUUUAGCAAGGACGGAAACGCCCCCGUGGAGAAGUCCAUCGAAAGGGGAAACGGGCAGAAAGGACACUGUCAGCAAGGACGGGAACAGCCAAAAGACGCUUGUACUCUUUUAUGACAUAAAUAAAGAGCUAAGUGCCAUCUCGAACAGGGACUCUGUCAUACACGCGCUGAAGCAUGCGCUUCUAAACAAACCCUACAACUUCAGCGCCCUGCAAAAUUUCCUAUUCAAAAUAAACGUGGAGCUGGUAGAGUACAAAAACUUCAUCCUGCUGCUAACUCGGAACAUAAAGAAGCCACACAUGGAAGCCCUCUAUGGCUUAAACGAUUUUUCGGUGUUCGAAAAGGUGUAUGGGAAGAAGAGGGCGCCCCGAUUUUUGGUCUCCAAUAAGGUUAAAACUUUUUACAAGUAUGAUACAUUCUACCGAAGAUUUAAGGAACUCACAAAUGUGCGCGAUUUCAGCGGGAUAACUGACGCAGUGGAGUUAAUUUAA